CUAGAAUGCGCAUUGCGGAGGGGGCCUGUCCUUGCCAGAGCUUCGAACUUGCGCACGCUAUGAUUGGCCAGAUACCUGCCCGACCUACAACUCAACCUCUUGUUUAUACUUCGAACCUCAGCCAGCUCCCAAUCCACUUCCAUUUCCAUCCAACCUUGUCUCAAAUAUUCUUUCCAGUUUGUGACCUGAAUUAUCUCGACCCUCACUCGUUUUUCCUCACUUAUUGUAAAUCCGACCACCCGUUACAGCCUUGCAACCGCAAUGCCAGUCGUACUUCGCAAGCGCAAGGCGGCUCAGCUUCCCGCAGAGCCUCCAGCCAAGAAGGUCGCCAAAGUCGCCAAAGCUGCGACCAAGUCUGCUCCCAAAGCUGCCCCCAAAGCUGCUCCCAAGGCUGCUACCAAGUCUGCGACCAAGGCCAAAGAUGCCGCCCCCGCGAAGAGCUCUAAGCCGGCGGCCAAGGUCAAUGGCAAGAGCGAACCGCCGAAGCGCACGGCAGUCAAACCCGUCAUCGGCGACGUGAUCACCCUUGAGGGCUUCGGCGGCGCGAUCGAGACCAAUGACGGCGAGAAGACCACACUCAAGGCCCUUGUCGACAAGAGCAAGGCCGGCGUUGUGCUGUUCACCUACCCCAAGGCCUCGACUCCUGGAUGCACCGCCCAGGCCUGCCUCUUCCGCGACUCGUACGCGACGCUCACGGCCGGCGGCCUGGCCAUCUACGGCCUGUCGGCCGACUCGCCGCGCGCGAACACGACCUUCAAGGACAAGCAGGCGCUGCCCUACCCGCUGCUGUGCGACCCGGCCGCGACCCUGAUCGCCGCCAUAGGCCUGGCGAAGUCGCCGCGCGGCACCGCCCGCGGCAUCUUCGCCGUCGACAGGGCCGGCAAGGUCCUCGCCGCCCAGGUCGGCAGCCCCGUCGGCACCGUCGACGUCGCGAGGAAGCUGGCCGCCGAGCUGGCGGCGGCUGCUGCUGAUGGCGGUGCUGAUGAUGAUGCCGCUAACGGGGUGGCGGAGAAGGUGGAGGCGGAGAAGGUAGAGGCGGAGGAGGGGGAGGGGGAGAAGGUGGAUGGCGAUGCGGCUGCCGGGACCGAGGAUCAGGCGAAGAUUGUUGAUGCUGAAAAGGCGGGGGAGUAGGUAGUUCACACAGCCUACUGUCUGUGCCGGCUCCGGCUUGAUUCAUGGAGGAGAAUCUGAUCUGCUCGUACCAGUGGCCCUCGGAGGCGCGAGGCAUAGCAGUUGAAGUUGAGGCAUCGUUUGUGCGAGUCCAUCCACAGUGUGUUUUUGUGUGGGCGUAAGGGGAAGGGUGUCUGGACUUGGGACGAUGGCUGGGGUUUCAACUGGCUACGUGUAUUGUUUUCGGUUGUUUCUUUUUUUGGGACAGGAAAUGACAGGCCAGAGAGGAACGAACCAGUCUGUUUGAGAAGCAAGUUUGCUAUAAUGCACUAUAAGAUAGUCCCACACAAUAAUAAAUCUUCGUUAUGCGAUAACAUGUCUCCCCAUCGCUGUAUGUUCUUCGCAACUCUCCCACUGGACAAAUGUGCCAACCCUUAAGGG
Messenger RNA from Phialemonium atrogriseum, 1551 nucleotides. Its product is annotated as thioredoxin-like protein. Gene Ontology annotation, cellular component: cytoplasm. The transcript is spliced from 2 exons. NCBI's taxonomy places the organism in Eukaryota, Fungi, Ascomycota, Sordariomycetes, Cephalothecales, Cephalothecaceae. Bases 262 to 1131 code for a protein of 289 amino acids. Gene Ontology annotation, biological process: cell redox homeostasis; cellular response to oxidative stress. Gene Ontology annotation, molecular function: thioredoxin peroxidase activity. The record is from RefSeq and is a predicted model, not a curated record.